AUGAACGCUGCGGCUGAGGCCGUUAUGAAAGAUUUGCCGGACCUCGUGUUGGCUUACGGUCAGAGCGACGAAUUCAGUUUCGUCUUUCACAAGGACUGCAUGCUAUUUGAGCGCCGGGCUAGCAAGCUCGUGACAACGAUUGUAUCGACAUUCACAGCCAGCUACGUGCUUGGGUGGGCUAGGUCCUUCCCGGACGCACCUCUGACGGCCCCUUUACCCUCAUUCGACGGGCGAGCAGUGUGCUACCCCAGCAACACUAAUUUAAGAGACUACCUAAGCUGGCGGCAAGCUGACUGUCACAUAAAUAAUCUCUACAACACUACAUUCUGGGCUCUCGUCCAACAAGGCGGUCUCGACAAUCGGGUUGCAGAGAAAGAACUCAAGGGCACUGUCUCGGGUGAUAAGAACGAGAUCCUGUUCAAGAGGUUCGGCAUCAAUUAUAACAACGAACCGGAAAUCUUCAAGAAGGGUAGCGUGCUCUACCGAGAUGUAACUUUCCCAUAG
Molecule: messenger RNA, 504 nt
Organism: Didymosphaeria variabile
Lineage: Eukaryota; Fungi; Ascomycota; Dothideomycetes; Pleosporales; Didymosphaeriaceae
Product: tRNA-His guanylyltransferase
Exons: 4
Coding region: 1-504 (167 amino acids)
Biological process (GO): tRNA modification
Molecular function (GO): tRNA guanylyltransferase activity; magnesium ion binding
Source: RefSeq, a predicted model, not a curated record